Messenger RNA from Raphanus sativus (radish), 1342 nucleotides. RefSeq lists its product as uncharacterized. The record is from RefSeq and is a predicted model, not a curated record. The transcript is spliced from 8 exons. Lineage: Eukaryota; Viridiplantae; Streptophyta; Magnoliopsida; Brassicales; Brassicaceae. Bases 87 to 1163 code for a protein of 358 amino acids.
UGAGAUUUAGCCAAUGCAAAAAUAUCGGGCAAGGCCUUAUCGAGUGCACAACAAGAGAUACAGAGCGAAAGAGAUCUCAUCAGAGAAUGGUAGCGGAGGUCUUGCCCAAUAAUAGCCAGGAAGCUCAUCCUCCAGUGGUACUUGGACUCCAACCAGCAGCUCUUAUCGAUAACGUCGCUCCCGUCGAUUGGUCCUUACUCGAUCAAAUUCCCGGUGAUCGUGGUGGCUCCAUUCCCGUGCAAAAGGAUGAGUUAGAGCAUAUACUGAAAGAGCUUAACACACAUAUAAGUGCGGCUCCAUUAAAGAAGAUGGCUGGUGGAAGUGUGGCUAAUACUGUUCGAGGAUUGAGUGUUGGGUUCGGUAUACCCACGGGGAUCAUUGGGGCUUAUGGCGACGAUGAACAAGGGCAGUUGUUUGUGAGCAAUAUGGGUUUCAGUGGUGUCAGUAUCUCAAGGUUGAGGAAGAAGAAAGGUUCCACUGGGCAGUGCGUUUGCUUGGUUGAUGACUCUGGUAAUCGCACAAUGCGACCAUGUCUCUCCAGUGCUGUCAAGAUUCAGGCUGAUGAGUUAAGCAAAGAUGAUUUCACUGGCUCUAAGUGGUUGGUCCUAAGAUAUGCACUUCUUAACUUAGAAGUAAUUAAAGCAGCUAUUGGAUUUGCCAAGCAAGAAGGUCUUUCUGUUUCUUUGGAUUUAGCUAGUUUUGAGAUGGUCAGGAAUUAUAGAUCAGAGCUGAGACAGCUUCUGGAGUCUGGUAACAUAGAUCUUUGCUUUGCUAACGAGGAUGAAGCAGCUGAACUGCUUAGGGGUGAGCAAGAAGCGGGCCCGGAGGCUGCUCUUGAGUUCCUAAGCAGGCAUUGCAGUUGGGCUGUGGUAACUUUAGGCCCUAAAGGCUGCAUUGCAAAACAUGAUAAGGAGGUGGUACAAGUACCGGCCAUAGGUGAGACAAUAGCUACUGAUGCCACGGGAGCAGGUGACCUAUUCGCCAGCGGGUUUCUGUAUGGAUUGAUAAAGGGAUUGCCUUUGGAAGAGUGUUGCAAAAUGGGAUCAUGCAGUGGGGGAUCCGUCAUCCGUUCUCUCGGAGGAGAAGUGACCCCAGAGAACUGGCAAUGGAUGCACAAACAGUUGCAGUUGAAGAACUUGCCUGUUCCUGACAUUCGCAACUGAUGAUCAACUAGCAGAUUCUGGCUUUCAAAUUUCAAGUGAUUACGCCUUAAACAGGGCCGUUUCAUAUUUGAAUUACUCUUAUGCUUUUAUGUUCUUCACAGAGAAUCUUUCAGCAUGCAUUGUAUCUGUACUGAAGUCUCACUUUAAUUCAGUAACAUAAUUGGUUGUUUCCAAGUUUA